GCUGAUCUUAUGAAAGUUUACAAAAAAUAUAGGAAAAUAUGAAGAAAAACAAAAAUCAUUUUAAAUCCCAUUGCCAUCAUGUCUUUUUGUUCAUGAGCUGAUUUUUAAGAAAAAAUGUGGUAAAAUAUACACAAUAUAAAAGGUGCCAUUUAAAACCAUUUGUAAAUGUACAGUUUCAUGGCAUUAUGUACAUUUACAUUGCUGUGCAACCAUCACCACCAUGAUGAACUCUUUUCAUCUUCCCCAACUGAAACUGUGUACCCAUUGAGCAAUAACUCCCUAUCCUCCUCCCCCCAACCCCCAACAACCACAGCCUAAUUUUUUUUUACUUUGUAUUAAAAUACAGUAUUUAUACAGAACAGUACACAUGUCAUAGCUACACUGAGAAACCACUGACAAACCAUGAGGAAAGGAAUAUUUUUAAGGGUUAUGUAGAGGUUGGCUUUUUUCUUUGCAGAGCCAGUUUCCUGUGUUCUCAUAGUACGGAUUUACCUUCUCUUAACCAUCACGUAAUUUCAAUUGAUUAUGUUCUGUAAACAGACUGGUGGCUAGCUCAGAGCUAGCUGUAGGCCAGAGCAUAAUAAAGCACUGUGCAGUAUUACGUCACAAGAUUUUUGCAUAGGGCUUAGUCAAGGCUUUUGGAACCGCCCUCAGUUGCACCUUGUGCUAUAUUAGUAGUGCUCAGACAGGAAGAAUUUUCUUUUGCUGGCGUUGCUCAUCCGGGUACCUUCAGGAAGAUUGGAUAACCAAGAAAUGACUAAUCGAGAGUCCGCUGUACUUGUGAAAAUGAUGCCAGAAUUCCAGAAAAAUUCAGUUCACAUCAAGAACCCUACAAAAGUAGAAGAAAUUAUCUGUGGACUUAUCAAAGGAGGAGCUGCCAAACUUCAGAUAAUAACAGACUUUGAUAUGACACUCAGUAGAUUUUCCCACAAAGGGAAAAGAUGCCCAACAUGUCACAAUAUCAUUGACAACUGUAAACUGGUUACAGAUGAAUGUCGGGAAAAGUUAUUGAAACUAAAGGAAAAGUAUUAUGCUAUUGAAGUUGAUCCUUCUCUUACUGUAGAACAGAAGUACCCACAUAUGGUAGAAUGGUACAAUAAAUCACAUCGUUUGCUUGUUGAACAAUCUUUACCAAAAGCUAAACUUAAAGAAAUUGUGGCAGAAUCUGAUGUUAUGCUCAAGGAAGGAUAUGAGAAUUUCUUUGAUAAGCUCCAACAACACAGUAUCCCGGUGUUCAUAUUUUCAGCUGGUAUCGGUGACGUUCUAGAGGAGAUUAUCCGUCAAGCUGGUGUUUAUCAUCCAAAUGUCAAAGUUGUGUCCAACUUCAUGGAUUUCGAUGAAAAUGGAGUACUCAAAGGAUUUAAAGGAGAACUAAUUCAUGUAUUUAACAAACAUGAUGGUGCCUUGAAGAAUACAGAAUAUUUUAAUCAACUAAAAGACAAUAGCAACAUAAUUCUGCUGGGAGACUCCCAAGGAGACUUAAGAAUGGCAGAUGGGGUAGCCAAUGUUGAACACAUUCUGAAAAUUGGAUAUCUAAAUGAUAGAGUGGAUGAGCUUUUAGAAAAGUACAUGGACUCUUAUGAUAUUGUUUUAGUGCAAGAUGAAUCUUUGGAGGUAGCCAACUCUAUUUUACAGAAGAUUCUAUAAACAAGCUUUCUUCAAGAAGACCUCUCUCCCAUGGGUGCAAUUGAUGCAAGAACUGCUCAUCUGUUCAUCUUGCUGAAAGACUCUUAUUUAUAAUACAUCCUUAUUCUUGACGUUUCCUUUUACAUAACUGAAGUAUUUUCAGACAUGUUGAAUCCACCAACUGGAAGCUCCCCUUUCUCCAUUUCUCGCAACACACUCCUCACUAUAUUUUUUAACAGAUUAAAAAAAAAAAAAUCUUAAAGCCAAAAUUAGAAAAAUAACUCCCUACUUUUCCAAAGUGAGUUUUGUAGUUUAAUGUUAUCAUGUUUUUGAGGAGUCUUUUUUACACCAGGGAAGUUUGUCAAAAUUUAACAAGAUGUUUUAUGAAAUGGUGAAAUAAUGUGCAUGAUUUUAAAUAUUGCCAUUUUUGUAAUUUGGGUUAUGAUGCUGAUGGUAUCACUGUCUCUUGAAAUUGUGUUAUGUUUGGUUACUUUGGGGUAAAUCAGUAUUUACCAGAAAAGACUGGUACUUAGUGUUGGAAAAAGUUGGUGUUCACAAUGUCACUAAUCAUUAUAAAAUGUUCUGUACUGAAGCACUGAUAACAAAUAUGAAAUGAAAAGCCUUUUUAAUUCUGUUGUCAAAACUA
This is a messenger RNA of Microcebus murinus (gray mouse lemur), 2272 nucleotides long. It is a transcript of the gene NT5C3A, whose product is annotated as 5'-nucleotidase, cytosolic IIIA. Gene Ontology annotation, cellular component: cytoplasm. The record is from RefSeq and is a predicted model, not a curated record. NCBI's taxonomy places the organism in Eukaryota, Metazoa, Chordata, Mammalia, Primates, Cheirogaleidae. Gene Ontology annotation, molecular function: magnesium ion binding; 5'-nucleotidase activity.